Mercenaria mercenaria is the source of this 1748-nucleotide messenger RNA. RefSeq names its product glycosyltransferase family 92 protein F13G3.3-like. The record is from RefSeq and is a predicted model, not a curated record. The transcript is spliced from 3 exons. Lineage: Eukaryota; Metazoa; Mollusca; Bivalvia; Venerida; Veneridae. Bases 31 to 1362 code for a protein of 443 amino acids.
AUAACUUCCGUAUAAAGCGUAGUAAAUUGCAUGUUUGGGAUGAAAGUGAACUUGAAAUAUUCCUUUAACUUCGUGGUUUUUAUAGGCGGUUUCGGAUUAUUUCUUUGCUUAAUUCUCACACAGAAUUGGCUGAAAGUGACGAUGUGGACAAGUUCUAGCGCCACGGUGACUACAUCAGUUCAUUCAAGGAGAAAUUAUAUCGAAACACACACAAUGAAAAAACGUAGCACAUGGAUUGAUGACUUUCAACAUGUGACUAGCGAAGAAACAAUGCUUGUAUAUUCAGCUUACGCGGAUGGGCAGACGAAAGUUCGAAUAAUUGGUAUUACAAACGAUAUGAAAGCUGAUUUACUCUGUAUACUAUGGUAUAAUUCUUUUGACAUAACAACGAAGCUGGUGAAAGCGUAUGUAGCAGAUAUCAACGAAAGUCAUGGAAAAAGUCAUACGGCUGCCUACUUUGUCUGUUACCUGUGUGACUUAGAUAUGCCAGAUGCUGUUUCUAUUGUGACGUUUUCUACCAUUCAUAAUCCGCUGAACAUUUUACCCGUGCACGUGAAUCCCCAAUUAAAGACACAGAAACACUUCACAAUGUGCCUGUCGCCAAUGCAUUCAUCAUUCAGUGACAGUUCGCAGCUGCUAGAAUGGAUUGAACUUCAUAAGAUCCUAGGUGUUGAAAGGUUUCUGAUAUACGUCCAAAGUGUAUCCAAUGACGUGAAACAAGUAUUAAAAUUCUAUGAGAAAGAGAAUAACGCAAUGGUAGCAACGUUGCCAUGGUCUUUAUCUAAUGACCUUUGCAAAAAUGUUAUACUGCAUUACUGUGGGCAACUUGCUGCUCUAAAUGACUGCCUGUACCGCAGCAAAGGUUACAGCUAUUACAUUGCUGCCACGGAUCUUGAUGAGGUCAUUAUUCCGCAACACAAAGAUGAUUUCACGUGGCUUGAUAUGUUACUUAAUCUUCCGGACCAUAGUGUUUAUCUGUUCAGAAACUCGUUUGCAAUUAGAAAUCUAAAGAAUAGUGCAGGUAUUAAAGAAAACACACCUUUAAUGACUGAAUAUUUAAUGAGGGAUGACUUUAUAUACGAACCACGUGUGCGCUCAAAGACGAUCUCGUGGACUGAUGACGUUGUUACGUUAGGUAUACACAAUGUUUGGGCGAUGCGGUCAGGGGACGAGUAUGGAGUGGAUCCAAGUGUUGGACUGCUACAUCAUUACCGGAAGUCACCCGUGGCGUACCCAGAAGGUGUGCAUGUUUCCAGACUAAAAAGUAAUGUUACAGUAAAAUAUUCCCGGGAGCUUAGAGAACGAGUAUCUUUGGUUCGAGAAAAAAUGGAAACCAGUUCGCCUAAACACCGAUCUUCAUGACUUUAUAUUGCAUUGUUUUCUUCUAGUCAAAAGGAAAUUUGUUCAACGAACAGUUACGUUACGAAUACAUUUGCCUUGCUUGUCAUCUGUUUAAAAUAUGACUCGGUGAAAGUUAAAUGAAAAUAUUCAAAAUGUCUUUUUCAGCUUUCCAGUAUAAAUUAUGUUCGUUUUACAUGUAAGAGUGAAAUAUAUUUCACUUGUGAGCACCAUGAUUUACAUUUUCACUGGCAGUGGCCCGUAAAAAUAUUGCAUAUGGUGUUCAGUCGGUGAAAUAAACUUUCAUCUUACAUCGCAACAAACAAAUAUCCACUAUACACACUAAUCAAACCUUGUAUCUGUCUUUGAUGCAAGAAGCAGUACAUCUUUUUUAUAUAUAUAUUUCUCAC